ACGAACUGUCACAACAAAACACCCACAAAAGAAAUGUCGAUUUAUCGCUACGGAUAGUGCGAAUUUAAGAAAAUUGUAUAUUUUAGUGAAUCAUUUGCAAAAUCAAAAACCAAUAUGCCUGAAGCAAGCACAGCCGUAUUUGAGAAGGAUAACUUCAAUGCUGAAAAGUAUGUGAAAAAUCUGGUGCAGGAUUGUGUCGGUGGUCCGGAGUUGCAGCAAACAAAGCAAAAGAUCCAAUCUCUUAGUGAGACUGUAUCGUCUACGCUGAAAAAACAUGUGUACGAAAAUUACAUGCAGUUUAUCGAAACGGCGAAAGAGAUCUCACAUCUGGAGUCGGAGAUGUACCAGCUGUCGCACAUACUGAUCGAGCAACGCAAUCUACUGACAACGCUUCGCGACGAAUCGAUGCUCGACGAUCAAAAAAACAUCAUCGAAGAUCAAAGCCUAGAUCCCAACGUGAACGAGGAGCAACAAAACCGAAAGGCAAUCCAGCUAAUUAAGGAAUCACUCAUCGGUUACAAGGGCAAUCUGGAUGAUAAAGUUUUCAUUCACGAAGGUGGUCUGAUUGAGCUGGAUUCCAACGACUAUCGGCCCAUCUGUCGCAUCCAUUUGUUCCUGUUUAACGAGGUCCUGGUGCUGGCGAAAGUGCGAAAUGAAAAAAAACUUGAAUUUCAAACAGAAUACGAAACGAAGAAGAUUGCCGUGAUAAACAUCAAGGAUUUGGAUGGAGUGAACAAGAACGCGAUCAAUGUAAUAACGAGCGAUGGAGCGCGCAUGUUUCAGUGCAUCAAUUCAGCCGCCAAGCUGGAAUGGAUCGAUAAGUUUGAGCAUGCCAUCAAGUUCCACCAGCUGAAGAAGCCGAAGAAAGCGCAAGCCCCACAGCCCCCGACGAGCUUGAAGUUCGAGGCACCGCAAAAGUCAACCGACAGUGAGCUGCUCACCCUUAGCCCGACCGCCUCGGAAAUGGGACGCGUCAUCGUGGAGAAUCUACCGCCUGAGUGGCUUGUGACGGCGCCGGAGGAAAUACAGGCGGAAAUAGCCCAGCGACACUUUGAGGACUGUCUGGCGCUGCUGCAAAAGUGUGAGGAUCACCUCGCCCAGGACAGCACCUUCCACGGUGCAGCGGAAAUUGGGGAAAAGAUCAAAACGCUCAAAGGUUCGCUGGCGUCGGUGCUAAUGCACGAGCUGUCCAACUCGCAGAGCCGCAGCCUACAGGCAGCGCUGCGCUCGAGUCGCCGACCGCUGAAGCUGCUGGUCGAGAUGGAAAAGUCACGCGAAGCGUGCGGGAUCCUGCUGCGCGUGUGUACAAGCGCUAUUCGCACCUCGCAGCGCCAGGCACGGCGCAACAAUUUGGCCGUGUCGGAGCUGUUCUUCUGCGACGUGGCGCUUGUGGCAAGCGAGUUUCUGCGUGCGUUCAGUGCAAAGGCAUCCUGCACUAGUGCACUGAUCGUGUGGUGCAACAUGGAACUGCAGUACUUUGCCUCACAGCUCAUUAAGCACUAUCUUACGAAGGACACGCAGCUCGAGAUGGUGGCGAAGGUGGUAGAAGGUGUGCGCGAGCCUUGCUUGAAGCUGCGUGAAAUAGGACUCGACCUGUCCUACCACAUGGAGGGUCUGUUGCGUAGCACGCUAGGCCAACUGCUGGAUGAAGCUCGAUACCGACUGGUCGAUUCGAUCGGUCGUACCGAGGACCCGUGGCAACCAUACAAUCUGCAAACGAAAACCGGUCUCCGCACGCUGCUAAAAGAAUUCGAUGUGCUGGGCAUCGACUUCCGGGCGUACGUGACGGGCGACACGUGGAUUAAUCUAACACAGGCGACGGUUAGUUUCUGUCGCCAUCUGCUGCAAACCACGGAAAGCUGUGCCUAUCUAGCGAAGUACGAUUCGCUGCAGCGCGAUUCGGAGAUGCUCAUUCGCGAGCUGUUCCUUUCGCAACAUUCCAUCAAACCGCCCAACUCGCUGAAUGCAGACAUGAACUUUGUGGCGAAAAACAAAACCUACAUGGCGGAAGUUCUGUUACCUAUUGCGAUGAAGCGUUUCGAACGGAUUGCCGGUAAAAAACCGGACUUGCUUAUGGAGUUGCACACUCAACUUCGAACUGUUCCACCAAAACCGAAACCCCGUAGUGUCUAUCAAACGGACGUGCUGUAGACGAACAUUAGAAUAUAUGUGGACUAUUACGCCAUUAGAAUAUAUAUAUAUAAACAAGUCUAACAAACGACGACUAACUGUUCGAUAAUAGAG
Messenger RNA from Anopheles arabiensis, 2244 nucleotides. RefSeq names its product exocyst complex component 8 (gene Exo84). Gene Ontology annotation, biological process: Golgi to plasma membrane transport; exocytosis; intracellular protein localization. The record is from RefSeq and is a predicted model, not a curated record. Gene Ontology annotation, cellular component: exocyst. Bases 115 to 2151 code for a protein of 678 amino acids. Lineage: Eukaryota; Metazoa; Arthropoda; Insecta; Diptera; Culicidae. The transcript is spliced from 5 exons.